This is a messenger RNA of Jaculus jaculus (lesser Egyptian jerboa), 594 nucleotides long. It is a transcript of the gene Sst, whose product is annotated as somatostatin. Bases 94 to 444 code for a protein of 116 amino acids. Lineage: Eukaryota; Metazoa; Chordata; Mammalia; Rodentia; Dipodidae. Gene Ontology annotation, cellular component: extracellular region. Gene Ontology annotation, molecular function: hormone activity. The transcript has 2 exons. Gene Ontology annotation, biological process: regulation of cell migration. The record is from RefSeq and is a predicted model, not a curated record.
CGGAGACGCGAGGCUCAGAGCCAUCCUGCGGAUCUGCGCCUAGACUGUGACCCACCGCGCUCCAGCCCGGCUGCCCCUCGCCUCGCAGCGGAGAUGCUGUCCUGCCGCCUCCAGUGCGCGCUGGCCGCGCUCUCCAUCGUCCUGGCCCUGGGCGGUGUCAGCGGCGCGCCUUCGGACCCCAGGCUCCGCCAGUUCCUGCAGAAGUCCCUGGCUGCCGCAGCGGGAAAGCAGGAACUGGCUAAGUACUUCUUGGCAGAGCUGCUGUCCGAGCCUAACCAGAUGGAGAACGAUGCCUUGGAAGCUGCAGACUUGCCCCAGGCUGCUGAGCAGGACGAGAUGAGACUGGAGCUGCAGAGGUCUGCCAACUCAGACCCAGCUAUGGCCCCCCGAGAACGCAAAGCUGGCUGCAAGAAUUUCUUCUGGAAGACCUUCACAUCCUGUUAACUUUGCCAUCAUCUCUGUAUCAGACCUUUGAUCUCUUCCAAAUCUCACCUCUCUCCCCUAAUGCCCUCAAACCUCAGCAAGGCCCUUUCAUUAGAAAUUGAAAACUGUAAAUACAAAAUAAAAUUAUGGUGAAAUUAUGGAAAACAAGAA